UAAUAGGUUGAUCUCCUACAGGAUACUGUAAACGGAGUCGGCGUGGAAUCCCCUGAUGUGAUAGCAGCAAACUGGAAGAAGAAAGUGAAGGAGGAAAGUGUGGAUGUGAGAAACAGCAAACAGGACAGCAGGAAUGACAGUAACGCCAUGAUAGAGAGCCUGGAAGACCUGCAGGAGUUAGCAGGCACUUCUGGCCGAUGGAAUCUCACCGUCAUCGUCCUUGCCUGCUUAUGUACGUUUGUCUCGCCUUUCCAGGCAAUUUCUUAUCAGUUUCUAGGCGCCACUCCGAACUAUUGGUGCCACGUAGUGCCCCUGGUGGAUGCCAACUGGACAAAUGAAGAAAUUCUUGAUUUUGCCAUCCCUUCCAGGUUAGUGUAGUCUUCAAACAUUAACUCCAUAACAGAGCCAAGGUUAGUUAGAAGCGCCCUGGGUGGAGACCAACUAGACUAUUAACAUGUCCUUCAGCUUUUCCUUCCCCUUCAGCUCCUGCCGUCGCAAGUUUGUGUUUAUUGACUCCAAAGUUUCAGUUACUGCACUAGAGUGGAAAACAAAUAGUCUUCCAAUAUGUGCUUGUCGUGGUAUUGAAUUUUAUGAUGUAAUUGUAUACAAAAUCCAACAACACGCAUGCACGCACGCACUACUUCCCCAUCUCACCAACUUCACUACACCAGGGAUUUAUCAGCAAAACAUUCAAGUGAUCAAUGAUUGGUUAUCAAACAGUGAUCCAGUAGUGAAUCCCAAGGAAAAAACAAGCAUGAUUCACAACAAGUCACCAGUGAGCAGUGUAGUACUAGACCGUGGGCACUGUGUCGGUGACCCUCAAACUACCAGAGACAAGGAGUACUGCGUGUGUUUACGACCAGACAAAUAUGUACAGAUGUCUACCAGUGUACUGCACCAAGGAAAUUCUUUCAGUAACCCUCAAGGUGCCGCCAUUGAGUUGAAGGCCACCUUGGACAAACACUUCCCUACGUCCACAAUAACAGACAUCAACAUAUGUCCACCAGUGAACUACUCCAGGUGCACCUUGUACAGUUUAAAGCAAGGGAACAGAUAUCCUGAUGGCAGCAUUAUUGUACUGUAA
Homarus americanus (American lobster) is the source of this 1084-nucleotide messenger RNA. RefSeq lists its product as uncharacterized. The transcript is spliced from 2 exons. Lineage: Eukaryota; Metazoa; Arthropoda; Malacostraca; Decapoda; Nephropidae. The coding region runs from base 455 to 1084 and encodes 209 amino acids. The record is from RefSeq and is a predicted model, not a curated record.